This is a messenger RNA of Malus domestica (apple), 7009 nucleotides long. RefSeq names its product disease resistance protein RPV1-like. Gene Ontology annotation, biological process: defense response; signal transduction. Gene Ontology annotation, molecular function: ADP binding. NCBI's taxonomy places the organism in Eukaryota, Viridiplantae, Streptophyta, Magnoliopsida, Rosales, Rosaceae. The record is from RefSeq and is a predicted model, not a curated record.
AAUCCCUAUUUACAAGGCUAUUUGAAAUUCAAAAAUACAACAGAAAAAUCAAACUUUGAUGUACACGGAAAGAAAUAUUUGACUUGAUCACGAACUCUUGAAACCGCACACAGACUAUGACUUGGUCUAACAAGAACAACAUCUUUUCAACUUUUCGCAUUUUCUUGGGUCACCGAAAUUUCCUUGAAGAAGGUGUGAAACCCAUAAAGCAUAAUUUCCUUUUUUCGCUUUUGCCCCUUUGCAUUGAGUCAUUGACUUGGUAUCGAUCAGACCAUUUAUCGGUGAUCCAGUUUGUAGAUCUACUUGUGUUCUUGCAUUCCUCUUAGUCCGAGCUGCUCGAUCAUCGCUGACCCGGUGCGAUCGAUUAAUGGCUUCUUCUUCUUCUUCUUCUGGCCUUCGUUGGAAAUACGAUGUGUUCAUCAAUUUCAGAGGGGAAGACACUCGCAGGGGCUUCGUCAGCCAUCUAUACAGAGCUCUGCGUCAGAAACCACUCAACACCUUCAUUGAUACCGAAGAACUCAGAAAAGGCGACCGCCUUUCCGAGCUCCUGACAGCGAUUCGAGAGUCAAGGCUUUCAAUUGUAGUUUUCUCUCAAAACUAUGCUUCUUCCACUUGGUGCUUGAAGGAACUCGUCGAAAUUUUGGAAUACAACGAUAACAAGAACCAAAUUGUGGUCCCCAUUUUCUACGAAGUCGAUCCAUCCGAUAUUCGUAAACUCAAAGGAAGUUUCGCUGAAGCUUUUGAUCGGCAUGAAGGCCAUUCUAACGCCAACAUGGAGGAGGUGCGGAGCUGGAGGUCCGCCCUUACUCGAGCCACCAAUUUAUCCGGCUGGGAUUCGCGAAACUAUGAGGAUGAUGCAAAGCUUAUUGAGGAAAUUGUAGAAGAUGUUUAUAGGAAAUUGAUCCUCAUCUCAUCAACUUCAAGCAAAGAUAAUCCUUUGAUUGAAAUGGAUUCUCACAUGCAUGAAAUGCAUUUAUUAUUACAUCCUCCUGGAGUUGAAACGAAUAAUGUUCGUGUUGUUGGAAUAUGGGGUAUGGGUGGUUUAGGCAAAACAACCAUCGCUAGAGCUGUUUAUGAUGAAAUCGCUUGUCAGUUUGAAGCUUGUUGCUUUCUUGAAAAUGUCAAGGAAGGUUUCAAGAAGCAUGGCCAACUAGAUGUGCAAACACAACUUCUAUCUAGUAUCUCGAGCAACAAGGUAGGGAGUUCGGACAUAUCAAAUAAAGGUUUCCAGGUGAUGUCAAAAAGCCUUGGUCAAAGAAAAGUUCUUGUUGUUGUUGACGAUGUGGACAAAUUAGCUCAAAUUGAAGCCUUACUCGGAAAACGGCAUUCUUUUGGUGAUGGAAGUAGAAUCAUUAUAACAACUAGGGAUGUACAAUUACUAAGUGGAGCUGAUGCGAUAUAUAGGCCCAAGAUUUUUAGUGAUCGUGGAGCUCUGGAACUCUUUAGGCAGUACGCCUUUAGAACAAACCAACCCACCAGAGAUUAUGAUGAUCUUUCGAGGCUUUUCACACAAUAUGCUCAAGGUCUGCCUUUAGUACUCUCAGUCUUGGGAGCUUUUCUUGAUAACAAAACUGUACACGAGUGGGAAGAUGUGUUAGAAAAAAUAAGAAAAAUCCCGCAAAGGGGAAUUUAUGAUGUGCUUAAAACAAGCUUCGAGACUUGUGCACUUGAUGACACAGAGAAGGACAUCUUUCUAGAUAUUGCAUGUUUCUUUAAAGGGAUGAAGAAAGACUAUGCAACCGAAAUUCUGGACGGUUGUGGUUUCCAUCCUCAUACAAGAAUAAGGGUUCUAAUCGAUCAAGCACUCAUAACUGUCUCAGGGGAGGGGGAACUGGCGAUGCAUGAUUCACUAGAGGAAAUGGGCCGAGAAAUCGUCCGCCAAGAAUCUAUCAGAGAGCCUGGGAGACGAAGUAGAUUGUGGAGCUAUGAAGAUGUUCAUCAUGUGCUAACUCAAAAUUCGGCUACAAAAGCAGUUGAAGGCAUAAUCCUGGAUUUGUCGUGCUCAGAUUGGGUAUGCUUAAAUGCUGAAGCUUUUGUUAGUAUGACUCAACUAAGACUUCUCAAGAUCAGUCACUCCAUUUGUGAACAUGAUUACUGCAAACACCACCUGAUUGGGCACUUCAAGUUACUUGAGUUGAGGUAUCUCUCCUGGCUUGGAUGCCCUCUUAAGUCUUUGCAAUCUACCUUUCAAUUCAAAAAUCUUGUUGCACUUGAUAUGCAAUAUAGUCUCAUUGACCGACUUUGGGAAGGAACCCAGAAGCUAGAAAAGUUGAAGUUCAUCGAUUUAAGUUAUUGUCAAUACCUUAAGGAAACCCCUGACUUCACAGAGAUGCCCAAUCUUGAGAACCUAAUUCUUCGAGAUUGUAUAAGUUUAGUUGAGGUUCACCUGUCUAUUUCAACCCUUACAAAACUUGUGUUAUUGAAUCUUUUUGGGUGCAAAAAACUUAAGAUUCUAGCCAACAUCAUGCGUAUGAAAUCUCUCAAAACCCUUGAUCUGUCUGGCUGCUCGAGUCUUGAGAUGUUUCCAGAGAUUUCAGAAGUUAUGGAGAAACUAUCAUGGCUUAGUUUGUCCGGGUCAAAAAUUAAAGAAUUGCCCUCGUCAAUUAAUAAUCUCACGGGGUUGAGUGAUUUGGCCGUAGUAGAUUGCAAGGAACUUAAGAGUCUUCCAAGCAACAUUCAUAUGAAAUGUCUCAAAACCCUUAAUCUUUAUGGCUGCUUGAGUCUUGAGAUACUUCUAGAGAUUUCAGAAGUUAUGGAGGAACUAUCAUUGCUUGAUUUGUCCAGAUCAAAAAUUAAAGAACUGCCUUCGUCAAUUAAUAAUCUCACGGGGUUGAGUGAUUUGGUCUUAAUAGAUUGCAAGGAACUUAAGAGUCUUCCAAGCAGCAUUCGUAUGAAAUCUCUCAAAACCCUUAAUCUGUCUGGCUGCUCGAGUCUUGAGAUGUUUCCAGAGAUUUCAGAAGUUGUGGAGAAACUAUCAUGGCUUAAUUUGUCCGAGUCAAAAAUUAAAGAACUGCCCUCGUCAAUUAGUAAUCUCACGGGGUUGAAUCAUUUGGUCCUAGUAGAUUGCAAGGAGCUUCAGAGUCUUCCAAGCAGCAUUCGUAUGAAAUCUCUCAACACCCUUAAUCUUUCUGGCUGCUCGAGUCUUGAGAUGUUUCCAGAGAUUUCAGAAGUUGUGGAGAAACUAUCAUGGCUUAAUUUGUCUGAGUCAAAAAUUAAAGAACUGCCCUCAUCAGUUAGUAAUCUCACGGGGUUGAAUCAUUUGGUCCUAGUAGAUUGCAAGGAGCUUCAGAGUCUUCCAAGCAGCAUUCGUAUGAAAUCUCUCAACACCCUUAAUCUUUCUGGUUGCUUGAGUCUUGAGAUAUUCCCAGAGAUUUCAGAAGUUAUGGAGGAACUAUCAUGGCUUGAUUUGUCCAGGUCAAAAAUUAAAGAACUGCCCUCGUCAAUUAAUAAUCUCACGGGGUUGAAUCAUUUGGUUCUAGUAGAUUGCAAGGAACUUAAGAGUCUUCCAAGCAGCAUUCGUAUGAAAUCUCUCAAUACCCUUAAUCUUUCUGGCUGCUCGAGUCUUGAGAUGUUUCCAGAGAUUUCAGAAGUUAUGGAGAAACUAUCAUGGCUUAAUUUGUCCGGGUCAAAAAUUAAAGAACUGCCCUCGUCAAUUAAUAAUCUCACGGGGUUGAAUCAUUUGGUCCUAGUAGAUUGCAAGGAACUUAAGAGUCUUCCAAGCAGCAUUUGUAUGAAAUCUCUCAAAACCCUUAAUCUUUCCGGCUACUUGAGUCUUGAGAUAUUUCCAGAGAUUUCAGAAGUUAUGGAGGAACUAUCAUGGCUUGAUUUGUCCAGGUAAAAAAUUAAAGAACUGCCCUCGUCAAUUAGUAAUCUCACGGGGUUGAAUCAUUUGGUCCUAGUAGAUGGCAAGGAACUUAAGAGUCUUCCAAGCAGCAUUCGUAUGAAAUCUCUCAAUACCCUUAAUCUUUCUGGCUGCUCGAGUCUUGAGAUGUUUCCAGAGAUUUCAGAAGUUAUGGAGAAACUAUCAUGGCUUAAUUUGUCCGGGUCAAAAAUUAAAGAACUGCCCUCGUCAAUUAAUAAUCUCACGGGGUUGAAUCAUUUGGUCCUAGUAGAUUGCAAGGAACUUAAGAGUCUUCCAAGCAGCAUUUGUAUGAAAUCUCUCAACACCCUUAAUCUUUCCGGUUGCUUGAGUCUUGAGAUAUUCCCAGAGAUUUCAGAAGUUAUGGAGGAACUAUCAUGGCUUGAUUUGUCCAGGUCAAAAAUUAAAGAACUGCCCUCGUCAAUUAAUAAUCUCACGGGGUUGAAUCAUUUGGUCCUAGUAGAUGGCAAGGAACUUAACAGUCUUCCAAGCAGCAUUCGUAUGAAAUCUCUCAAUACCCUUAAUCUUUCUGGCUGCUCGAGUCUUGAGAUGUUUCCAGAGAUUUCAGAAGUUAUGGAGAAACUAUCAUGGCUUAAUUUGUCCGGGUCAAAAAUUAAAGAACUGCCCUCGUCAAUUAAUAAUCUCACGGGGUUGAAUCAUUUGGUCCUAGUAGAUUGCAAGGAACUUAAGAGUCUUCCAAGCAGCAUUUGUAUGAAAUCUCUCAAAACCCUUAAUCUUUCCGGCUGCUUGAGUCUUGAGAUAUUUCCAGAGAUUUCAGAAGUUAUGGAGGAACUAUCAUGGCUUGAUUUGUCCAGGUAAAAAAUUAAAGAAUUGCCCUCGUCAAUUAGUAAUCUCACAGGGUUGAGUGAUUUGGUCCUAGUAGAUUGCAAGGAACUUAAGAGUCUUCCAAGCAGCAUUGGGUUUUGGGUAAAACCCAAAACAGAGCCGUUGUGAAAGUUUGACGCGUGUACAACCCCCAAUUUCCAAGUAAUCAAAAUUCAAACCCAAUUUGUUAUUCGGAAUUAAAUUUCAGAAUUGGGAGAUUAUAUUACCUGAAAAAAGAAAUAAUUUUCAGGGGUUUUGGGUACACUGUGCUGAUAAACACAUGGAUACGAAGCUCUGUUUUGAAGCAAUCAGUCGGUCACUACGCCACAUGCGGCGGCCUUCAAUUGCUUAUUGUGAUUAUGUCGCGAGGGAGAGAAACUGUGAAGCUAUUGCUAUCUAUGUCAAUUCCCGUUGCUAACUUGCCAAUGCCACCGGUGCUCCUCCAAUUUUGGGGAAAGGAACUUCGGAUUGCAGCGUUGUUGCCGGGAAGAUUGUGAUUUGUGACAGUGGUAUUAGGCCCAGAGUGCAGGAGGGACAUGAGGUGAAAGAUGCAGGAGCCAUUGGUAUGAUUUUGGCAAACACAACUGCUAAUGCUGAACAAAUGUCUCUAUUUUGACUCUUCAUACAACUGUCACUAAUGUUGGCUCUGCGGUUUCGAAUUACCACUCCAUAGUUUCGCAGUUCAAAGUUGCUUAUGUGAAAGUCGAGCCUCAGACGUUUAACUUCACCAGAGUAAACCAGAAGCUAUCUUGUAAGAUCACCUUACCAUGAAAUCCCAGCAGGCGGUUCCGGAAUUCGAAGGGUUGGUGUGUGGAAGGAUGGAGUGCAAAGGUCCUUGCAGUACAUGAGGCUAGUCAAUCAUCGUUUACAUAGUACUUUCUGCGAUCGAUCCCGUGCAUGUUAAUGGCUGCUGCUGCUGCUUUUUCUUCUUCGUCUUCAUCCGACAGUCAUUGAAAUACGAUGUCUUCCUGAAUUUAAGAGGACUCGAGGCUGCUGCUUCUUCGUCGGCCAUCUCAAGUCUCAACAAAGCUCUGGAUCAGAAAGCAGUCAACACCUUCAUCGACGCCAAAGAGCUUCAAAAGGCAACGACCUUUAGGAGCUCCUGGUAGCUAUUUGCGACUCAGGCUUUCGAUCCCGAAAACCAUGCUUCUUCGACGUGGUGCUUGAAAGAACUUGUCCAGAUAAUGGAAUGCAUGGAUGCACACAAGCAGAUAGUGGUUCCUGUUUUAUACGGAGUCGAUCCAUCUGAUAUUCGAAAACAGGAAGUUUUGCAGAAGCUUUUGCUAAACGUGAACGUCAUUAUAACGCUGGCGUGAAGGAGGUGCAGGGCUGGAUGUCCGCUAUUGUUAGAGCCAUCAUUUAUUCGGUUGGGAUUUGCAAAAUUACAAGGAUGAUGCCAAUUUGAAGCUUUGACUCUUUUGUGAUGAAAUCGCUUGUCAAUUUGAAGCUUGCUGCUUUCUCUAAAAUGUCAAGGAAGGCUUCUCGGAUAAUGGUGAUGUACAUCUCUUCAGAUAACCACUCCUUUGCUAGGCAGCGUUUGGAAUGGCCGAGAGCGGACCUUUUUGGGAGCGAUGACCCCAACAGUUUGGAAGAUAUGUUGAGAAAAGGUUUUAGCACCGGUAUAUCCAUGCAGGAACUGCUUCUUUCUAGAAUCUUGAAGGGAAAAUGCGGAGUUUUCAUUGAUCUUGAUGAUGUUGAAAAAUUAUCCCAAAUUGAGGCCUAACUUGGAAAGCAGCAUUCAUUUGGUGGUGGAAAUCAGGUCAUUGUUGUUGAAUUUGUGGCCGAAUUACAUUGGGCCUUUGCGUUUGAUAAGCCCAGUGGCCCAAAAUUAGUCAGGUGUUUAAUGGCCCAUGUGAAAGCCCACAAUUGGGGCAUGUGAUUAACUUUGUGCUUUGUAUAGAGAGGAAAUUAAUAAUUGUAUUUCCUUCUCUAUUUGUUUCUUUGGUGUGUGAGAGUUAUUGGGUGUAUUGGGGUUUUGGAAUGUGAGAUUGCUGAACAUUUUGUAACACUUCCAUUUCCAUUUGGUUGAUAGUGGAUUAUUGGUGAGCUCCUAUAGCUCCGAGGACGUACUCCAGUUACACUGACUGUUGAGGAACCUCGUUAAAUCCUGGUGUCUUUUCAAUUUUAUUCUUGCAUUUUAUUUGGUAUAAUUCCUACGAGUUAGCUUGAGUUGGUUUCCAAUUGGUUUGAUCUAUUCUUGCACAACAGUUAUAACAACUAGAAAUAUGCAAUUACUAAGUGGAGUUGAUGCUAUAAUUGUAUAUAAGCCCAAGAACUUAAGUGAGUCAGAAGCUCUUGAACUCUUCAAGCAGUAUGCCUUCAGAA